Messenger RNA from Daphnia pulicaria, 1301 nucleotides. RefSeq names its product dehydrogenase/reductase SDR family member 4-like. The transcript is spliced from 7 exons. NCBI's taxonomy places the organism in Eukaryota, Metazoa, Arthropoda, Branchiopoda, Diplostraca, Daphniidae. The record is from RefSeq and is a predicted model, not a curated record. The coding region runs from base 192 to 1058 and encodes 288 amino acids. Gene Ontology annotation, molecular function: carbonyl reductase (NADPH) activity.
GUAUUUCGUCCCGAUUCUUUCUGCCAGCCUCCCGCCCGUCAACUGCGUGAUGAUGUAGCCCCAAAAGAAAGAGCCGGAAACAAGCGACUGGAGUCGCUCAUCCCAUUCAAAUUCACCUUCCUAUAUGAAACAAAAUGCUGCGCAUAGAGAACGAGAGUCAAGUCUUGUAAUUUCUCUCAAACGAUUUCACGAUGCUGAAGACAAAGACUCUUGUCUUGACUCGUCGCUUCCUCUUAUCCAGCCAAGAUGUCAGGCAAAUUGGUACAGCCGCUGAAGUGGCCCGCCAAAGAAGAUCAUUAAAGGACCGUGUGGCUGUCGUCACCGCAUCCACCGAUGGAAUUGGAUUCGCCAUGGCCCAGCGCUUGGCCGUCGAUGGAGCUCACGUCGUCAUUAGUAGCCGCCACCAGAAAAAUGUUGACGAAGCUCUUGCCAAAUUGAAAAGCGAAGGACUGUCCGCUUCGGGAAUGGUUUGUCACGCCGGUGUUAAGGAAGACCGAACUAGACUCCUCGAAAAAACUGUGGCUGAAUUUGGAGGAUUCGAUAUUUUGAUUUCUAAUGCCGCAGUGAAUCCAGGUGGCGUUAAGCGCCUACUAAAAUGCACUGAGGACGUUUGGGAUAAGAUAUUUGACGUCAACGUCAAGUCUUCGUUCUUUUUGGCCAAAGAAGCUCUUCCGCACAUGGAGAAGAGAGGCAAAGCCUCCAUUAUUUUCAAUUCAUCUAUCCUGGGUUACACACCAAACUGCGGGGUUGAUUUUAUGGGGGCUUAUGCGUUGAGCAAAACGGCUGUCCUCGGCUUAACCAAGUUAAUGGCAAUGGAAUUGGGUCCCAGAGGAGUCAGAGUGAAUUGCAUCUGCCCAGGUCUCAUUGACACACGGUUCGGCUCAGCGAUCACCCAGGAUGAGAGAUCAAAGCAAUUAAUGCAAAUAAAUUGCCCUCUGCAAAGGAACGGAAUGCCGGAAGAGAUGGCGGGGUUGGCUUCAUUUUUAGCAUCCGAUGACUCGUCAUACAUUACCGGAGAGAAUAUUGUUGCUGCUGGUGGAAUCCAGUCCUCUUUUUAAUUCCCACCUUUAUAUUGCAUCUAUUUCGCGUGACCAUAAGUAUAUUGUUAUCUUUCGGAUCCAAUAUCUUACAAUUCAGUUUUAUCAUACAAAAUCAGUUAAUAGGGAAUACAAAUUUUAAAAAAAAUUUUAUCAAGAAAUUUGAUUCCUUAUGUAUUGCUUUUGUUUCUAUGGUAAGCUUGAUUUUAUAAGAUCUUGUAUCGGGCAGAUAACAAUAUACUGAUUGGAUGCAAGUUUUGUUUU